This is a messenger RNA of Lottia gigantea (owl limpet), 2064 nucleotides long. RefSeq lists its product as hypothetical. The record is from RefSeq and is a predicted model, not a curated record. Gene Ontology annotation, biological process: protein processing. The transcript is spliced from 20 exons. Lineage: Eukaryota; Metazoa; Mollusca; Gastropoda; Lottiidae. Bases 43 to 2064 code for a protein of 673 amino acids. Gene Ontology annotation, molecular function: metalloendopeptidase activity. Gene Ontology annotation, cellular component: plasma membrane.
GAAGAAGUAUGUGUUACUGUUGACUGUGCCAGAACAGCUGCUAUGAUAAAUGAUGCUAUAGAUUACAAUAUAAACCCUUGUGAUAAUUUCUAUGAUUUUGCCUGUGGUAAUUGGAAGAAGAACCAUAUAAUUCCUGAAGAUAAAACAAGUUUUGGAGUUAUAGAUGAGCAUUUUGAAACAGUUGAUAUAACCUUAAAAAAUGCACUGGAAAAAGAUAUUUUCGCAGGUGAGGCGGAGGCACUAAUAAAAGCAAAGACAUUAUACAAAUCGUGCAUGGACUUAGUGGGUAUUAACAAUGGUGGAAUCACAUCCCUUUUGAAUUUCUUAAAGAAAAUGGGAGAGUGGCCAGUGACCCUGACUUCUUGGCAAGAAUCUCAAUUUAGUCUAGAAGAAACCAUGUCUAUCAUAACGCUGUAUAACAAAUUUACCUGGGAUGUACUUCCGGUGAUCAGCAUGAAAGUUGUUCCCGAUUCCAAAAUGUUAAAAGAACAUAUCAUAGAGUUUGAUCAAUCGUCUUUUGGUUUGCCCGGUAGAGAUUAUUUUCUUCACGAUCGCAAUGAUUCCAUGUUGAAAGCUUAUGAAGAGGUGGCAAUAAAAGUUGCUGUAUUGAUGGGAGCUGAUCCUAGUACAGCUGAAUCAGACAUGAAAGACAUGGUAGACUUUGAAAUACAAUUGGCAAACAUUUCUAUACCAGCGGAAGAAAGACGAGAUGAGGAAGCACUAUACAAUAAAAUGACGAUAGCUGAAAUGCAAGAGAAAUAUACUACAUUUAAUUGGUUACAAUAUCUACAAUCUGUUUUACAUAUAGAUUUGAUAAAUGUUACUAUCACGGAUGAAACAAAAAUCAUCAACACGGCUCCUGCAUAUUUUGCACAGCUUUCAAAUUUAAUAGGAUCAACUAACAAAAGAGUUGUAUCGAAUUAUCUGUGUUGGAGAUUUAUCGAGAAUCUGUUAAAUGAUUUAACGCCAGAAUAUCAAGAAUUGUACAAUAAAUUUUCAAAGGUUGUAUUCGGUACAGGAACAGCUAAACCCAGAUGGCAGAAAUGUUCUAUGUAUACUGAGAAUGGAUUAAAUAUGGCUGCUGGUAGACUAUUUGUAGAGUCGGCAUUUGAUAAAGGAUCCAAGAAAAUUAUAUUAGAAAUGAUAAAUAAAUUACGAGCAGCAUUUAGUGAUCAAAUAGAAUCAAACAUCUGGAUGGAUGACGAAACUCGAGAAGCCGCAAGAAAAAAGGCAAAUGCCUUAGAUGAAAGAGUUGGAUAUCCAGAGGAGAUUUUAAAUGACACCUAUUUAAAUAAUUUGUAUAAAAAUAUAAAGUAUAAUUCAAGUGAUUAUUUCAACAAUAUAUUAGUUACAGAGCUUCAACAAACAGUCGAUAAAGCAAAAUUAUUACAAGAACAAGUCGAUAAAUCAAAAUGGUUAUUUGGCCCAGCUUUUGUUAAUGCUAAUUAUUAUCCUUUAUCAAAUUAUAUGGAAUUUCCUGCGGCCAUCCUUCAGAACAGAUUUUAUAGUAAAACCUAUCCUAGGAGCGUUAACUUUGGUGGCAUUGGUAUGGUAAUAGGGCAUGAAAUAACUCAUGGUUUCGAUGACAUUGGUAUACAAUUUGAUGAAUAUGGUAAUUUAAAACAGUGGUGGACCAACACAUCAAUAGCUAACUUUAAAAAACAAGCCCAAUGUUUAAUAGACCAAUAUUCUGAUUUUACUGUCCCUGAAAUUGGGUCGAAGAUGAAUGGGAUUAAUAGCCUAGGAGAAAAUAUAGCAGAUUGUGGUGGUCUCAUACAGGCAUAUCAAGCUUAUAGAAAAUGGGUAGCUGAAAAGGGUAAAGAAGAAGCACCACUGCCUGGUUUACCGUUUACCCACGACCAACUAUUAUUUAUUAAUUAUGCCCAGUCUUUCUGUACUAAUAUAAGACCAGAAGAGGCCAAACAAAGAAUACUUACAGAAAGGCAUUCGCCGAAUAGAUUUAGGAUAAUUGGGGCUUGUCAGAAUUCCAUAGACUUUGCCAGAGUGUUCAAAUGUCCUGAAAAAUGUGUUAUGAAUCCAAUCAAGAAAUGUUCUGUUUGGUGA